Pogona vitticeps (central bearded dragon) is the source of this 12646-nucleotide messenger RNA. It is a transcript of the gene FOXP4, whose product is annotated as forkhead box P4. Gene Ontology annotation, molecular function: RNA polymerase II cis-regulatory region sequence-specific DNA binding; DNA-binding transcription repressor activity, RNA polymerase II-specific. Gene Ontology annotation, biological process: regulation of transcription by RNA polymerase II. Gene Ontology annotation, cellular component: nucleus. NCBI's taxonomy places the organism in Eukaryota, Metazoa, Chordata, Lepidosauria, Squamata, Agamidae. The record is from RefSeq and is a predicted model, not a curated record.
CCCUUCCUCUUCCAUUCAAGGACCCGGGAGCUUGAAAACGCGCUGCACCUGCUUUAGAUGAAUUAUGGUAGAACUGGAAGUAACUCUCUCACCCCUCCCUUCCCAGCUCUCAAGUCACAUCUCCAGUACAGACACAACCCCUGUGAUUAGACGCUGAUCUCCCCAUCUGAAUGGGACAGAGAGAGAGAGGAGGGACCCAGGAUAUAGAUUGACUUCCCACCCUCCUCCCCCCCCGCCCUUGAGAGACUUCCAUUGAGGAAAACGGAACACGAGAAGGGGGCGAAGGAAGAAGAAACGGACACCCCCCCCACUCACAAUAAGAGAAGGAAGCGGCAAAGCCUUUAGUAGGAGAAAAGUAUGAUCCUGCCUCAACUGCGUUAGUGCUCUCUCUCUUUCUCUCUCUCGCUUUCUUUCUUUCUUUCUCUCUGUGUCUUUCUCUUUGUCUCCGAGGUGUUUAACUUUGGGGGGACGUCGGGUUGCCUGGGAGUUGGAGGCAUUUCUGCUCCGCCGGGGACGACACGGGACGCGGCGGCCGCGGCAGAAGCAGGAAGGAGGAGGAGGAGGAGGCGGCGGCGGCGGCAGCCACAUGCUCGCUCCGAGUAGGGGGUGUUAAAAGUUGAGACUCGAUUCCCGGCGCUGUAGAUCAAAACAGGUGCUGCUAGCAAGUCAUGAUGGUUGAAUCUGCCUCGGAGACAAUACGUUCCACUCCCUCCAGUCAGAAUGGUGUCAGUGGGCUAAACAAUCCAACUGAUGGAGGAGGUGGUGGUGGAGGUGGAGGUGGUGGAGGAUGUGGAAGAGAGGGAGGAGCCAGUGGAGAAACCAAUGGAGAGAUGAGCCCAGUGGAACUCCUGCAUUUUCAGCAGCAGCAGGCUCUUCAGGUGGCACGGCAGUUCCUUUUGCAGCAGGCGACAGGGUUGACCUCUCCCAGCAGCAAUGAAAAUAAGCAGCCAGCUGUUCAGGUGCCAGUGUCUGUGGCCAUGAUGUCUCCUCAGAUGAUUACCCCCCAGCAGAUGCAACAGAUCCUUUCUCCUCCCCAACUCCAAGCUCUUCUUCAGCAGCAGCAAGCAAUUAUGCUGCAACAGCUGCAGGAAUACUACAAGAAGCAGCAGGAGCAACUUCAUCUGCAACUGCUGACUCAGCAGCAAGCUGGAAAGCAGCAAGCCAAAGAGCCAUUAGGGAAUAAGCAGCUGGCAUUCCAACAACAGCUACUGCAGAUGCAGCAGCUGCAGCAGCAGCACCUGUUAAACCUCCAGCGACAAGGGCUGGUCAAUUUACAGCCAGGACAAGGCACCGUUCCUCUGCAGACCCUUCCACAAGCUGUGUGUCCCUCAGACCUUCAGCAGCUGUGGAAAGAAGUUACUGCUACUCAGCCUGUAGAAGACAGUAUCAAACAAGAGGGACUUGACCUCAGCACCUCCAAUUCUACCUCAUUUUCAGCUGCCAAGGUCUCUCCUCCAAUUUCCCAUCACCCUCUCCCCAAUGGACAGAACGCCAUGCUCGCACAAAGGAGGGACAGCUCUUCACAUGAGGAGUCUCCUGCCUCUCACCCUCUGUAUGGGCACGGAGAGUGCAAAUGGCCUGGUUGUGAAACUCUCUGUGAGGACUUGGGACAGUUUAUCAAACACCUCAAUACAGAACAUGCACUUGAUGACAGGAGUACAGCUCAGUGUCGAGUUCAAAUGCAAGUGGUACAGCAGCUGGAAAUACAGCUUGCUAAAGAGAGUGAACGUCUCCAGGCAAUGAUGGCCCACCUCCAUAUGAGACCUUCAGAGCCAAAGCCCUUUAGUCAGCCUCUUAAUCUGGUUUCCAGUGCUACCCUCUCCAAGAGCACUUCUGACACCUUCCCUGAUGGAUUACCUCAUCCCCCCACCUCUGCAACUGCACCCAUUACUCCAUUACGGCAGGGUCCUUCUGUCAUCAGCUCAUCCACUUUACACAAUGUAGGGCCCAUUCGCAGAAGGAACUCAGAGAAGUUCUGCACACCAAUUUCCUCAGAACUUGCACAGAAUCACGAGUUUUACAAAAAUGCAGAUGUCCGCCCCCCCUUCACAUAUGCCUCACUUAUUCGACAGGCUAUCCUUGAGACACCCGACAGGCAGCUAACAUUGAAUGAAAUCUACAAUUGGUUCACACGGAUGUUUGCCUAUUUCAGGAGAAACACAGCUACCUGGAAGAAUGCUGUGCGCCACAACCUGAGCCUGCACAAAUGCUUUGUGCGAGUGGAGAAUGUUAAGGGAGCUGUCUGGACUGUAGAUGAACUUGAGUACCAAAAGAGAAGGCCACCAAAGAUGACAGGGAGUCCAACUUUAGUCAAAAACAUGAUUUCUGGCCUUAGUUAUGGAGCACUUAAUGCGAGCUACCAGGCAGCCCUGGCUGAGAGUAACUUCCCACUUCUGAACAGUCCCACUAUGAUUAACACAAGCUCCACUAGUGGCAUGCUACAUGUUGGCCAUGAUGAUGUGAGCAGCACUGUGGAACAAGUCAACAGCAAUGGCAGCAAUAGCCCCAGGCUUUCACCCCAGCAGUAUAGCCACCAAGUCCAUGUGAAGGAAGAACCAGUUGAAACAGAAGAUGACAACAGACCUGUUUCUCUCAUGGCAACAACUAAUCAGAAUGUGACGAUUCCUGAUGACAGAGACCUGGAGGAGGAGCUGCCAGUGGAAGAAUUGUCUUAAGGGCCCUUCUUCCUUACCUAUGGGCCAGCACUUCCCCAGAGACAAAACAAUGGCUCCCACCUCCUCAAGGUGACCUUCAGCGUUAUCUUGUUUAAGGCACUUCUUCAAAGCAAAAGGGUUUCCUUGGGUCUACCCGCUGCUGAAGGCACACCCUUCUUUCCCCGCCUUACAUCCCAGUGACUCUUAAUAGACAUUCGUGGAGAGGGAUGUGCAAAGAAACAAAAACCAGAGUUGAGUUCUUUAAUUUUUUUUUAAUUUUUGUAAUUGGUGAACGAGGAUGGUAGGUUGUUUCUGUCCGAAGACUUCUUUGUUGCCUCCCCCCUCCUCCAUUGCCCUACCCUCAUGGGGAUAAAAAGAAGGUGUCUUGUAUUGUCUGCUCUGUGUUUUGUUAUUUUCAGCUCAUACUGUGUUGUUUCCACAAAUCAAGAUUUUGGAAGCAUCCAGCCCAGCAGAGGGGGUAGCAGUCAAGCCAUGGGCUUCUGUGAAUGUUUCCUACUUCCUUAUGGAAAGCAUUCCCAAUAACCUGCCAGUUAAUUCCACUGAGAACUUUGCACUAGGAGGAUUUUUUCACACAUGUGUAUACACACAUAGACACUCAUGCGCUCACACACAUUCACCUCUGUGUACUGGAACAACUGUUGGAACCAAGAACCCUAAAGUGGCCCCAGUGUCCCAAUUUCUGUUUCUUUUCUCACUGAGAAAGAAAUGAAAACAAACUGGGUGUAACAAGCAAAGUGUAGGUCCACAAGUAGCCAAAGGUUUUCUCACUGCUAGACAUAAAACCACUUGGUUAGUCUUUCUCCAACCUGUGUUUCUGCCCCUGCAAGUUCAAGAAGCAGUGUUCUUUAAUCAGUCAUUCUUGACAGCCAUUUUUCACUUCACAAAGCAUUUUUCGUCACGAAACCCAGGGAUUAGCAUCUAUUCCACGACAUGACAUACUGUGAAUUUUUUUUCCCCGGAAGCCAAGGUCUGGGCAGUUGGAGAGAUAAUUGAUGGUACCCGGAAUGAGACUGAAUUCAGGGAACGACUUUAACUUCUGCGAGAUUAUCUUUUUGUUUGCACCUCUUUCAUUUUAGUAUUUUCCAUUUUAUCAAACACUGAGGAUGAGGCCCAAAAUUCUGAUUUUGCUAAUAAGGCUGGAAAGUAUUGGCUGUUUAUGUGAGGUUGCGGAGUGGGAUAAAUGAGAUGGCCUAGUAGACAGGGGUAGAGCUGUUUUGGCAGGCCCAGCAAAUCGAAAGCACUUGGUUUGAGAUGGUAUGGGGAAAGAGGGAAUAGGCUAAUUUAUGUGGCAGCAGAAAACAAAGACCUAGUUGACCAUGCAAACUCAAAGAUAUAUAUAUAUCUUUGAGUUUGCAUAUAUAUGUAAAGUCAACAUGCUUUUCCAUUGUGACCAAAGGUCAACAUACUUUUCCAUUGUGACCAAACCCAGUAAAGCUAGGAUGAAGAAUUCACCUCCCUCUUGUCUUUGACUUCUCUGGUGGAACUAUUAUCUUAUUCCACAGCUGGUGUGCUAAUUAUUAGUUUCUAGAUGCAGGCUAAUUUGGAGAGGGAACAAGAAGCUUCCAAAAUGCUUUGAUAGGAAAGAAAUUAAGUACAUCGUUCAGGUGAACAAACAAUUUACCAAAAAUCCUGCCACUAUCCUUUGAUUUUUGCCAGUUCAUUGUCUUUGUUGCCUUACAUCAGAGGAAAGAAAAAAUAUUAUCCAAGGGGCUUUUCCCGUAACAGAAAAUAUGUUUCCAAAGGUCCUUGCCUCUGCCUCCAUGAGAGGACAGCCCAAAAGGCUCCCUCCUGGUGACUUGGGACAUUGUCUGUGCUGGCGAGAGAAGCUGUUUGCUCAUCUGGGAACUAUGGAUGCAGUAAGUCAAGGAAGAUGGAUGCUAUGCUUCUGAGGAGUCUGUUUCUAAAUGAGAGUCAUGUUCCCCCCCCCUGCGCUGCCGCCGCCACCACCGCCAGUACACUUUGUAGCUUGUUUUCAGGUUCUAAAUGGGACUUCGGGUUCCUCCCACAAUGUUAACAGCAUGGGUGGAGGGGAGUGGGAGAGACAAGAUAAUCCUUGGUAACUUGGAUAACUCCCAGACCAGCACAACUACUUCUGUAUUUCAACAUUUUAUAUCUUAGGAGAAUAAACUUGAACAGUGCAACUUUGAACACGUGUUUGCCAACAUCCUCAUCAUACCAUGAGCCCAAGAGACAUGAUCUCCCCAUAUUUCUGACUAACUUUUCUUAGGAUUCCUUUCUGUAUUUCAUACUUAUGGAAUUGUUUUUCACUGUUCCAAGUGCAAUGUUGUUGAAAGUAUUGGAUAAGGUGAGGUAUAGAGCCUUUGGGCUAGAGAAUUAACCUGCUCAGAAGGUAGUCUUGUCCCUCUAUGGACACAAUUAUUUCAUUGAUUUCUAAUACAGUGCAUUCAAGUGUAUUAAAACCUAUGCCCAUUUUUCAUCAACUGACAAAUCAUGGUAAUACCCCUCCUCUCCAAAUUUCCAGACUUGGCUCAGAAGUUAUAGUUAAUCACCUGGCACUAUCUGUGCUUUUUAAAAACAAUUCUUUAUCUCAAAAGAUAAAGACUGGCACAUUGUUUCUGUAUAGCCCUAACAGCUGUUUUGCAGGUGAAUUGAAGAUGGGGAUCAAAUCAUAUUGUCAAAAUCACAUUUAUUCUCUCUCUCUCUCUCUCUCUCUCUCUCUCUCUCUCUCUCUAAAUUGUGGUGGUAUCAUCUGUUAUAGCCCUAAAGGCCACUUGGCAAAAUUCUCUCACGCCUGCUAAGUUUUUCCAAUUGAAAUAUCUUGUAGAAAUAUCCUUGUUGAAAUCAUACUAUCAAACUUCAUAUUUCUAUUUCUUAAAUUCUAGUACACUAUGCACUAUGAUUUCUAUCCACCUUAUGAGCCAGUUCUCCCCACCUCCCAACUUCUGUGUUUUGCAGAUGAUUUUCCUGAUGGAAGAGGAGCCUUAUCGCUCAAGUCACAGUGGGUGCAUAUUGCCAUUACCCUGCCUUUUGUAAACCUUGAGAGACUGUCCUAUCCAAGUGAUGGUACUGUCCAUAUAAUACAAGUAAUAGUUUUCUAAUUCCUUUCUCCUUCCUAAAUUAUGCACGUAAGGGGCCCCACAUUGUUUCAGAUCUAGACAGACAUGAAGGUGGUGGGAAUGAAAAAUACCUUUCUGAAUCAUGGCUGCCAUAAUAAAAGAUUGCCACAAUUCUCUCUCUGAAAAUGGCUGUAGCAUGGUUUCCAGAGCCUACACUAGAGGGUUCCAUUGAACAUGGAUCUCCUCAGUUUAGCUUCCCAGUUUCUCCAACUGGCCGAGCACAAUUGGAAAAGAUUACCUAAGUGAAUUGAGGGAGUGGCUGUGAUUUGAAGGGGGGUGUACUCCAUCAUUUUAGGGACAAAGAAUGAUCUCUAAGCUAUAGUAAAUCAGAAGUGAUCAUAUUUAAGAAAUGUAGAUCAGACUAUUAUAAGAUUUUAAGAACAUCCCCAGAUAAACUAUCCAUUGCCAGUAAGUGGCUUGCUGUGAAAGCCCACAAAGCCAAGAUAGGUCUGUAGGAGCUGAGAAUACCUCAAAACCCUCCAACUAUCCCUCAGGACUCUGCUCAAUGUCAGAAACAGUUUGGAAAAAUGUUUGAUCAAAAGCACACCACACCUCACUUUCCCUCUUGAGCUCCUAUUUAAAUGUCUCCCUUGUGCUCUCUCCAGAAUGCUUUACAAUUGGCUUAACCCUUGACCAAAGACCUUUCUUAGACAAGAAGCAUGAACCAAAACAGUCUUUAAUUUUUGUUGGGUGCUUUUAUUCUGAUUUAUUCAAACUGGCCAAAAAAAGAGAGAAAUUAACAAAGAUCCUGCAUCCCUUUAGCCCUUUUGUCACUUUCUUUUGAUUUUAAGUUAUUAUUUAAACCAAAGUUUACAGGUGUUGUGUAUACGUCUAAUGAAGGCAGAUCAGAAUCAUGGGUUGUUGCUUUUAGUUUGUUGUGUGCUUAUCCAAGGGUACAGUAUGGAGCCUAGAGAGCUUCCAUUCCAUGGGUCUUUUCUGAAUCAGCUCCUGCCUCCACAUGUUUCUUUUUACAGAUCAUUUUGCCUGUUACCUUUUCAGCUGUUGUAGUCCAUGACUGGGAUUUUUCGCUUUGUUUUUAGCAAUUGUAAUCCCCCCCCGCUUAAUUUCCAAAUGUGUUACUGCCCUAACCACUUCUCCUUAUCUUGCACAAUGACUAAGAACCUUAUGUGUUUUUAAGACAGUCUCCAGGUAACAUGUGUCUCUGUGAAGCUUGGAACCCGAUUCAUUAGAGCAUCUUGAGGUACUGAGAGUCAGUCUACAAAUUAUAUAGUUGGAAGGGCUAGAAUUCUAGACUAUAUCAUUUCAGGCUGCAGUUAUUGCUCUUAUGUUUUUCCUACUCUCCUGCACAGAAAAUGUUCCUAAAUGUCCUGAACAGUGUAUCACAAAGCAAGUCUAAGCAUGGUCUUCUUCCAGAUGUAUUAGUUUAAUAAAUACAGGAUAGGACUUAAUAACAUGGGGCAGUAUUAGAAGAAAGUCUUGCACAUACUCACCUGACAUCUGAAAUGGUAUAUUCUGGAAUUUCCUGGCAUCACUCUGUGCAGUGUAUAGAAGGUCAACUCUAUGCAUGCAGUGAGAUUAUUCUUUGAAUUACAACUGCAUCAUCUGUGUACUGUUGUAUUGUGUCACAUUGCUCUCCAAGCAACUCCAAAACUUAGCAAUUACAAUCCAGUGCUAUUGUCUUCCCCCUUAGCCUUCCUUUUCUUUCAGUUUCCAUUCAGGCAGCUACUUUAUCAGUUUGAUCUCUUCAGAGAUGCUACCAUCUAAAUUCAUGUGAGCUCAGUCUGGUUUUUUCAUGUGUUGGGCAUCUGCAGCUGGUACUGAGAUGUCCAGGAUGUAUCUUAUUACUCCAGUAUUAAAGUGAUGUUUCCUGGUAAUGUACAGUCAUUUGAACAGCAACCAUCUUCACUUGUGGGAAGAUACUAUCUUUAGAAAUAUACUUACUGUCUCUGUUUAAACCAAAACCUGUGUCUCACUGUUGGGUUUGUUCAUCUUGACCCAUUUCAAUGGAGAGACACAAAAAAGGAGAAUGUUGCUCAGGGUUAAUGAAUAUAUAACUGCCCGCUGUAAAUUGAGUUGUUGUUCCAGUAAUAGAGGGAUGAGAACUAAAAUACACACAUGUGGUACAAUCUAAGGAUUAAGGUUUUCUAAUAUACUCCUUUUGAGCUUCAGAAACUGGAAAAGUUGGAUUGUUGGUCUGAACGAGUCUCUGGUAUGAUAACUAGUGGUUGCUAAUUCCCUCCCACUGAAUAUUCAAGCAGUAAUGCUGUCAUCACCCUCACGUUCUCAUUGAUACAAUUCAAGAAAAGCUAUACCAUGAUUCUGUUGUAUAUGAAUCGGCAUUGUGCUCUGCAUCUGGAGCAGCCAUGGCAGUAUCAGUGGCUGACAUUACCAUUAUAUUGAGCAUUUUCAGUCUUUUUGAGACCUUUGAUUACAUUGGCAGGACAUUGCCUCCUCAUGCUUGAUUUAGAUAAUAUUGUGAAGUCUGUAUGGUCCACAUGCAAGGAGGUGAAUGUAUUAGCCCCACCCGUUUUAUUCAUUGUUUUCCUCCUAUGUCUAAAGAAGAGAGCCCGCAUUAUCCAUGGAUACUGUCCAUGUGAGAUAAAAUCCUGUGGGUUUUUUUUCCUGUGUUCUUUCUUAUGCAACGAGCUGCCGUGGAUGGAACAGGUUUUCCUCUUAAGACACAGUUGUUUUUCUGUGAAUAAGGUGACAACGGAGAGAGUGAGACAAGUGUGCUCAUCUCCCUGCAUGUAGAGUACAGCACACACCCUUCAGUAGCACCUAAAUAAGGCCUAGGGUUGAAGUAAUAGACCUCAGUCAUUUUAAUGAAUGGACAAUCCUGCCUAUGCAAAAUUAAGUUUUGUUCCGGAACAGGGCAUCUAUCUCCAAACUCCGUUGCCCUUGCUCUCCAUUACUGACAGUUAGUGCUGCCUUCAACUUUCAUGUAACAGUAUUAAGGUGUGUAUCCUUGGAGGAUCAUUAAAGGCCUAGUUUUCCCUAAAGUAAAAUAUCUGUCUCUGAACUGCAUCAUUUCAGACUGCAGGAAACAUCCAAGUUGAUGUGGCAGAGUAUUCCCAUGUACAACAGCAGAUUCCCUCUGUAUAGGAAACCAGUUAUUGGGUAGAAGAAUUCUUGACAUGGAUUGUUUUGUUUUUUAAAAAUGUGUCAGAGCUUUUAAACAGAUGAAUUGUCUGAAGCGGUACAGCAAAGACACCGUCUUUUAACCUCAGUGAGAACUAAGCCAAAAAGUCAAUGAAAAAAACCUGUCCAUCUGUGUUGGAUACUAUUACAGUAUUCAGUUCCUCAAACAAAUGAUCUAUGCCCACCAAAUGCCAGAGGGGCUUUUCUCAUUGGCACCUAAUUUGGAAGCCCACUAGCCAUAAAACAUUGGAUGUGCUACCAUCACACUUCCACCUUGCAUAUUGAAGCCAGGAUUCUAGUACAGACUUGUCUAGUAUUGUGUGUGUGUGUGUGUGUGUGUGAGAGAGAGAGAGAGAGAGAGAGAGAGAGACUGUGUCAUUUAUUUGAAUCUCUUCUUUGUUGAAUCCACUUCUGGUUCUGAAGGGAGCCGGCAUAAAUUUGAGAGCUGGAUAAUAAAAUAUGAGAUUUUGGAAAGUUAGUCUCAGUUCUGUAGACAAUUUUGUUUCCUGCUGGUAUUUCCAUUUCCAUCACUUCAAGUAAAACCAUUAUCUCACCAUGUUUUUUUUUCCCCUUGGGUUUCUUGCUUUCCCUGAAAGGACUCCUUAGAACUUUGGCACAAUUUAAUCUUGAUCAUGUCUGCAGCUAUUCACUGUUGAGUGGUACUGCACCAUCGUAAUGAACAAAAUGUACAACAAAUAGUUCUAAUGUUUGAUGGUUUUAAACUUCUGGUCAUAUUUCACAUACACAUAAGUCCUUUUUUAAUAACACUGUCUCAGGAUGUUCUUUUGGGUUUGCCCGUAUAUAAAGCUACAAGAGUACUAACUUGAAAAUACUGUAGCAAGUUAUACAACUAGCAAGUUGUAUAUAGAACAGGAGAUCACAAAUUAAUUCAUGUCAGUAAUGCUGACUUCACUUGGCAGUUGGGUAUGGCCCAUUGGGCACAGCUUUAAGAAUCUUGUGUGUGAUUUUGCAACUGAUUAUUAAUAACGAGCAAAUCAUUAUUUCCACAGGCUAGAAAUAUGAAUGACUACAGCAAUAGGCCACAUAAAGAGAAUAUAAUUUAAUAUCACUGAAUAGAAUGCACUGCUUGCUAAAACUAUUCAGUUUGGGCUAUUUUUGCCCUCUUAACACCUUGACGUAUGAAACCUACUCUGACUUUUUUAAAAAAACUGAUAAGGCCUGCUGUUCACAUCAUUGUUUUUUCAGCAGUGCCCUUUGUAUAGGUCUGACUCAAGUUAUCUGAUCUGGUCCCCACAUGUGUCUUAAGUCAUAGCUUUUGAGCAUUUUAUUAUUGUUCCUCCAUCCUGAAUUACAAAGAGGCAUUUCCCAUAUAUAACUUUUUAUCUUUCCUGAUGGGCUAUCUAGAAUCUUUAAAACUGCUGGACUAGAAUUGACAUAGUUAAGACUUUUAGAAUGUGAGCAGGUAUAAGGCAAACAAUGGUAAUUGCUAAUUGGUUUAUUCUUGGAUGUCAGUUUUUGUUCUGUUACACUGGUAUAAAUCCAGAGAUUAUUAAUGGUUGAGAAUACCUAGGAAAUAAAGGAGAUCCAAAUAGUGCCAGAAGUUGAGUUGGGUUUUUUUCUGUAUUAAUAGUGCACUUCAAAUAAGCUUGGAUAGCCUCUGUUGUUCCUAUGGCCACUUUCUCAACAAAAUUGAGGAAUGACAUUGAAGUUUCAUGAAAGCUGUGAUUUCAUUCUCUUAAGUUUCUGACAUUGCAAAAGCAUUGGCCAUUUUCACACACUAGGAAAUGUUCCUUAAACUAUCAUUCUCCUGUGGCAGGCUUACAGUCCUGCAAGUUUUGCUGUGUCUUUGCCUUCUGAUGACUUUUAAAUAAAUAAAAACGUCUAAGAAGCAUCUCCAGGUAUAUGCAAAUGUAUGCAUAGAAAAUAUAUGUGUAGAACCUGUGAGACUUUCUGUUACGCAACCUAGGUAUCCAUGUCUGUUUUCCCACACUUCAUUGUCCAUAAGUCAUCUUAAAAGAGCUAUAUAGGAGCAUGAUUUCCUUGUUAUGGCUUCAAUUUUGUUCAGUUUCCCUCAUGCCUCAUCCAUGGUUGCUGAAGCAGCACUAUGACUGGCACAAGUUUUAAUAAAGGAGUCUCUUUUUCUUUCUUUCUUUCUUUCUUUUGUUUGCUUUCAAGUAUUUUGGCAGUGCUAGCCUUCCCUGAGUUUGUACUACAUUAGGUACAUCAGUGUUUGCACAGAUAACUUUUCACAAAUCUCCUAUUUUACUCAAACUACGUAUGGUUCUUUUAAAAUAUUUCAUUAUUUUAUUGUUACCUCAAAAUAGCUUUUUAAAAGGGUAUUGUGGGAAAGACCAAACAUUACUUGUGGCAGGAUAGUGUAUGUAUAUAUUGAUAUAUAUGCUGGUUUAAAACCUUACUAAAAUUAGUUUAUUGUUACCUGUUUAACUAUCCUGUGAUGAAAAUAAUGCAGGGAAUAUUUUAGGAAGAGGGUUUUUAUUUUCCCUUAAUCUGGAAAUUAGGAAGCCAUUCUUAUAUGUCUCUUCAACUUGACUUGGAGGCUGUUCCAGUUUUUCUUGUUGUUCUUGCCCCCCUCCCAAUAAAUUAGUUACUAGAAAAGGUGAACGUGGGAGGAAAUAGACCAAUGCCAGUUGGGACACUGGUAUAAUCAUUUCCAUUCUGUCCUCGCUUUCUUGGAGCUAGAGAAGUAUGAACCGAAGCAAAUCACAUUGUUUUAAACCAAAGGUGUGUGUUUCAGUUUUGGGUGUUGCUUAUCUAAUUUUUAAUACAGAUACUUUACAAGAAGAAGAAAAAAAAUCCCACUCAGAAAAAAAUCCACAGAAUCUUGUCUUGUUUUAUCCAUACCCUAAUUUCCAGGUGUUCAGCUCCUCAUAAACAUAGGUACUCUGCAUAGUUGGCAGGUAGUGUUGUUUUUCAUCUUUAGAUCAUUCCAAAGUGCAGAAGGAUUUCUCAAUAUGGAGUUCUCCUCUUGCUCAUUGUAGUAGGGCUGUACUACUAUAGGACUGAAAUACUGGAGACCCAUUACUCUGCCCUUCACUUUAACCAUAUUCUCUGUGGAACAGCUUUCAUGAUGAUCUUCCCAAAGAGUUGAGGCUCUGCUUCUCUGAGCUUUACACCACUUGGCAUUCUUGUCUUCCAAAUCUCUCACUGAAUCUCAGGUGGCAGGAAGAACACCCAAGAACCAAUGACUAGUGACUUUCAAAUCAUAUCAGUUUACCAGUUCAGCACAAGACAGGGGGGUCAUUGAUCUCACUGAAUGAAAAUGGGAAGUUGACAUGUCUCCUGGAAUGAUCUGAUUUGUUCAUUUGUAAUAUUUUAUGUUGGCCCUCAGGGGUUUCUUCUAAUUAAAUCUUCUUUGUUGCAAAUGGAUCUCUUCUCAUCCUAGUACCCAACAUGGGGGGUGGGGGAGACUGUGUCAUGUCAGCACUCACCCGUUGUCUUUUCCUUUGCCUGGUACACAGGAAGGGGCAAGAAAAAGGGGCAAGACAUGCAGUGACCUUUAAUAUUGUGGGUUUUUUCUUCCUCACAUUUGUUGGUUUGAUGUGAUUAUCCUUUUAGCAGGUGGCAAGUCAGUGUGAAGGGAAAGGUUACUGGGGAGGGAGAAGGAUGUCUGUAAACCUUUGAUCCAUUCUCCUCUUACGGCUUCACACUGCCAUAUUUCCACCCUGUAUAAAGGAAAUAGCAUUGCUGUGUAUUUGUACUCUGGACUUCUGUGUGUCUGCUCUGGCAGACGGUAAACCCUUGUACAGUAGAUCUAGCUGCAUGUAAUCUGUAUGGACAAUGGCAUUAUAAAAUGCAAUAAAAUUAAAUUACCUA